AUGUUCGACCCUCUAUCUUCUCUACGAUAUCGUAGCAUAUUUUCAGUCCUCAGUAUCGCACCUGAACUAACACAAGCGCUAACAAGGGAAAUCCAAGCAGAGCAGCAACUCUCCCAAGAAAAUCUUGGCGGUUCCUCGGCGCCAACAUUCCAAGGCUUCAACAUUGCAACCAAGGAUGCAGAGGUUCGGCUCACCAAGCAGUUCGGUAAAGAAAGCAUUCUUGUUGUGUUUAACGUGAAUCACUCUGUUGACAUGGAUGAUGACUAUGAAGAUGAGGCACAACAAGAGGCAGCUCCAGUACCUGUCGCGUUGCCUCCGUUUACAGUAGAGAUCACCAAAGGAGAUGAUCGUCUAUGUUUUCAUCUGGAGCUUGUCGAAAGCGUUGAUGUGCAAGGAGAAUAUGAUUUUCGAGUGGAGGAAUUUUACGUGGCCCCUGCUGCCAAGGAUGGAAAUGAAGAUGUUGCGCCAGAAAUUUAUGCCAGUAGUGGCAAAUAUAUUGAUCCGGACUUGCACGAUCUUCUAUUCGUUCGUUUUCUGGAAGAACGUGGAUUCGAUGCGCAGUUCUGUAAAACACUCGUUGCUUUUGCUACUCAUUACGAGCACUCUCAGUAUGUUGGUCUACUCAAUAAGAUCAAAGCGUUCGUGACAAAAUGA
Angiostrongylus costaricensis is the source of this 654-nucleotide messenger RNA. Lineage: Eukaryota; Metazoa; Nematoda; Chromadorea; Rhabditida; Metastrongylidae. The record is from the annotation of a GenBank genome assembly.